AUGGGUGCUCAACAAACCAAGGACAGAGUCAUACCCACCGGCUCGACUGUAAGACAAACCAGAAAACAACCAAGAAAUCCCAAAGAAUCACGGCUUAUUGGUUCUAAUAUAUUUACAGAGCACAGCGAAGCUCUUUUACAAAGUAGACCAUUGCCACAUAUCCCAGCAUUGCCUGAAGGUGAUCCACCCACGGGUUCGAGUGUUCAAUCACUGUCACAGCAGUCGAAUUUUUCUGCACACUCCAAUGUCACGGGUGGAAGUUUACUCGAGGCUGCUAAUAGAUGGACCAGUAAGGAAAACCUUUUAGCACAGGAGGAGGAUGAUCCUCAGUUGUUUGUUGCUCUUUAUGAUUUUCAAGCCGGUGGUGAAAAUCAGCUUAGUUUAAAAAAAGGUGAACAAGUACGAAUAUUAAGUUAUAAUAAGAGCGGUGAAUGGUGUGAAGCACACUCAAGUACCGGUCAAGUAGGAUGGGUACCCUCGAAUUAUGUAACACCAGUAAAUUCUUUAGAAAAACAUUCCUGGUACCAUGGGAGAAUAGCGCGAAACGCUGCUGAAUAUCUGCUGAGCUCGGGGAUCAAUGGGAGUUUUCUUGUUCGCGAGUCUGAGAGCAGUCCUGGACAACGAAGUAUUUCAUUAAGAUACGAGGGACGUGUUUAUCAUUAUAGAAUCAAUGAAGACAGUGAUGGAAAGAUGUUUGUAACAACCGAGAGUAAAUUUAACACCCUGGCAGAAUUGGUUCAUCAUCACUCAAUGCUAGCUGACGGAUUGAUAACGCAACUUUUGUACCCAGCGCCUAAACACAAUAAACCAACAGUAUUUCCACUUAGUCCUGAGCCGGAUGAGUGGGAGAUAAAUCGUACUGACAUUGUGAUGAGACAUAAACUUGGGGGUGGACAGUACGGUGACGUGUACGAAGCCGUCUGGAAGCGUUACAAUAUGACUGUAGCUGUUAAGACUCUUAAAGAGGAUACAAUGGCCUUGAAAGAUUUUCUAGAAGAAGCAGCGAUAAUGAAAGAAAUGAAACAUCGGAAUCUUGUUCAAUUGUUGGGUGUCUGCACGCGCGAGCCACCUUUUUAUAUUAUCACUGAAUUUAUGAGCAAAGGAAAUUUAUUGGAUUAUUUACGUAACGAAAGUAAACAUCAAAUAAACGCAGUGGUGUUGAUGCACAUGGCAACACAGAUAGCAAGUGGUAUGAGCUAUCUUGAGAGUCGUAAUUUUAUUCACAGAGAUUUAGCAGCGCGUAAUUGUCUUGUCGGUGAGAAUCACCUUGUCAAGGUCGCUGAUUUUGGUCUCGCGAGACUGAUGCGCGAUGACACCUACACUGCUCACGCUGGCGCUAAAUUUCCGAUAAAAUGGACUGCACCUGAAGGACUUGCUUAUAAUAAAUUUUCAACAAAAUCUGACGUAUGGGCGUUUGGUAUUUUGCUCUGGGAGAUUGCGACCUACGGAAUGUCUCCGUAUCCUGGUGUUGACCUGACUGAUGUUUAUCAUAUGCUGGAGAAGGGCUACAGAAUGGAGUGUCCUCCUGGAUGUCCGCCGAAAGUCUACGAGCUGAUGAGACAGUGCUGGCAGUGGUCGGCUAUUGAGCGACCGACCUUCAAAGAAAUUCAUCAUUCGUUGGAAAAUAUGUUUCAAGAGUCUAGUAUUACAGAGGAGGUAGAAAAACAAUUACAAGGUGGUUGUGAUACUCCGAUGUUUUCUUAUAAUCACAAGAAAUCCCAAACAGGAAGUACAGGAAAUAUUCAUGGUCUUGUUUUAGUAUCCGACCAAUUAUCUAACACAGGUUUAACGCAAGAUGCUGGAAGUAAUGUCACUAAACUUAGUACUUUCAUGGGUGGUCUUACCAACAAAGCUAACAGUAACAUGGUACAGAUGCGUCGCUCUACAAAUAAAAGAGGAAAACAAGCUCCUGCCCCGCCCAAAAGAACCAGCUUAUUGUCGUCAUGCAGUUCGUUUCGUGACUCUGCGUACCAGGAGCAAGAUCAGCAUAAUAUCGAUUCUGUCGGGGCUUCAAAUCUUGAUGAUGGAACCGAUCUAAAUGGUAUUGAUAAUAUUUCUAAAGGUAUCACGCGAGAUCUCGUGACAAUGGCAACACAAUCAAUACCUCCAGGAGGCUGUGACUUGGAAGAUGACGGCGACGGAUCCCAAGGGACGGAGUCUAAUUUUCUCCCCCAGCCACCGGCUUCACCCGAACCAAUACUCAACAUAUGCAAUCAGAAACAAAUAAAAACGAGACAGUACUCGUCUAAGGAAGUACUAUCACAGAAGCUAGUCCACGUGGGUGCCCUGGAAGUACAAAAUGUUAAACGUGCUAUAAAUCGAUACGGAACACUACCAAAAGGCGCUCGAAUAGGCGCGUAUCUAGAGUCUCUCCGUCAAAGCGGUAUGCCAUCUGCCCACGAAUCUCCAUCGUCUAUUGACCUACAUCAGCAACAACAACAGCAUCCUCAACACCAGCAACCACACGAAGCAAUAAAUAUAAUCGAAACAUCUCAACAUCGGUCGCUCUCACCACGUCAAAAUAAUUUAAGAAACCAGCCACAAAUGACUCGCAGUAAUUCGUCCAGCGGUGUUGUCAACACUUACCAGCCUCCCAACUCACCCCGCAGCCGUAUGUCGAGUCGUAAAAAUAAUAAUGAUAAUAUUGGGCUUAGAACUUUUCGCAAUCCCAAUACCUCGACAUUCCGAACAGCUAGUCCCUCAAGAUCGGUACAGCCGACUUUAGCAGACUUGGAAUUUCCUCCUCCGCCUCUAGAUCUUCCACCCCCGCCUUGUGACCCUAAUAUUGACCCCCCGGAUUUUUCGACGUUCAAUCCACCUGGUGAUGUUCCUUACAAACCUUCCGGUUCUCCAGUUUGUGUUAGAAAAUCAAAAAUAGACCGCAAGUCUAAGGAAGAAAUUAUUGAAGAAGAUGACAAAAAUAAUGACCUAAGAACUGCUGAGCCUUCUGUUAAAGAAGCUAGUUCUAGAUUUGGCGUUAAUUUGAGGCGUAGAGAGACUACUAGUGUUGGAGGAAGUGAGAGUAAUAAAAUAGAGGACAAAAAAAAUAUUUUCCGUGGGAAAGAAUCUAUGGAAAAAAAAGAUGGGGUACUUUCACCGCCGACUGAAGCGCCACCGCCUCCGCCACCUUUACCGCCACCCUCUAACAAUGAUUCCGACGACGGGUUUAAUUUAAAACCGGGCAUGAAAGAAAUGCUUGAGCUUAAAUUGAUAAAUGAAAUAAAGCAAAACGCAGAUUUGAAGCAAAGUGGUACCUCACGUAAGUCUAAUCAUUUAGAUCCGGCCUCUCAAUUACUCUCAGAGUUGUGUGCUAAUUUUAAUAUCGAUCAGUCUAAUACAAUAAAUACAGUAAAUAAAUCGCCUAUUCAAGGAGAGUACGCUUCGUUAAAUUGUUUAAAUGACUCGCCUUAUGACCAGACAAAUAAUCAGCUGAGUAAUGUUGAAAAAUCAGUGAGUCAUAAUAAAGAUACUAAAGUAUCGCCAGACACUUUGAAUCCCGGGAGUGUUGGGUUUAAAUUAAAAAAGGUUGAUAAGAAAUCAAAUUUGCAAAAAGAUGAUAAUAAUGAUGGGCAGAUAAUUGAUUUUAAAGCGAGACUGAGAAAGGUUGAGAAGGAUAAUAUUGAUAAGCAUGAUAAGGAUGAUAAAAUAAAAAAAAAUGAUGACGUGGGUGCUGAUAUGUCGGAGAAUGAUGAUAAUGAUGAUAAACGCAAAAGCACGGGUAGUAUCAGUAGCUUGAAGCGUUUGUGGGAAAAUAAAGAAUCCUCGUGGGAAAAUCAACCGCUUAGUCCUAAGUUGAGCACUCGGAGUAUCAAUAAACAAGACGUUGGUGAUCCGGGUGAAGAAAGUCCUGAGGAUCACAGUGGUGCUUCCACUAGGAGUUCUAUUACUAGUAAAAGUGAUAGUAGAAUUAGCCACCCGGGUAAUUCAACUACUUCUGGCAGUGGGGAUAAUAUUGAAAAGCCUUUAGUCCCGGCUAAACCGGGUUCUAAAUCUAUUGGUUCUUCAGGAAAGUAUUAUGGAUCUUCGAUUUAUGCUACGCCUAAUUGCGAUAAGCAGGAGGAGGAUAGUGUUAGUGGAGGUGUUGGUAAGCAACAAGAGUCUAAGGGAGCUAAACAUGACGUUUUAGAAUUAUCAAAUGCUAUUGAAGGUAGUAUAACUAAUUUAAAAGGUACUCCGGUUAUUGUUAUGGCCAGUUGGCUUCAAUUGUCCGAUAAAGUUGGUCUUCUUCAUGGGCUACUUCAGGAAGUUAAUUCUACGGAAGUUGCUGGUGCGCCAUCUCACGCGAGAUUUCAAUUUCGUGAUUUAUUGUCACGGCUUGAAUUACAGGCACGGCAAUUGAGAGCCGCUGGUACUCGUAAUAUCACAGAGAACACAAGACUACUUAGUGAUGUUCAUAACACGAUUAAAGAUGUGACGAAUAUGAUUCAGAGAUAUUUAUAA
Molecule: messenger RNA, 4440 nt
Organism: Cotesia congregata
Lineage: Eukaryota; Metazoa; Arthropoda; Insecta; Hymenoptera; Braconidae
Source: the annotation of a GenBank genome assembly